Corticium candelabrum is the source of this 3105-nucleotide messenger RNA. RefSeq lists its product as uncharacterized. Lineage: Eukaryota; Metazoa; Porifera; Homoscleromorpha; Homosclerophorida; Plakinidae. Gene Ontology annotation, molecular function: protein binding. The record is from RefSeq and is a predicted model, not a curated record. Bases 98 to 2977 code for a protein of 959 amino acids. Gene Ontology annotation, biological process: regulation of apoptotic process. The transcript has 10 exons.
CCAGUCGUCAGUUGAGUAAGUCGUUUGUCAGUCUAGAAUCAAGGAAUUGAGGGAAUUUGCUAGUGCUGACACCAACACCGUGUUGAUCAUUAUCAUCAUGGCAUUUCAAGUGGAUGAAUGGCAACAAUACGUACUGGACAAUCUGCCACAACUUGUUAAAAAGUUGUGUGUGUCUAGCAUAACAGACCAUUUGAUCUCCCAUCGUCUCAUCUCUACAGAAGAAGCUCACAUACUGAGGCAUUGUCCGACAGAGGAAGAGCGCUGUCGGAUACUUUUGUGCGACGUUUUACCGCGCAAGGGAAGUGGAAGUCAUGUCCUGGAUCGAUUUUGUGAAGUUUUGGAAGCGGCAGGACAGCAGCAUAUUGUAAGGGAGGUUAUGAAGAGAGGAGGCGUGGUAUGUGCAGAUCAGCCUGUAAGCGAUCUGCAGACGGUACAGCAACAGCAGACCAUCCAACAAUCAGAAUCUAAUGAGCAGUGUGAUGGGCUCAAUGGACAGGAAAAAAGCAUGACAGAAGUUGUUCAGCAUGCGCAGCAAGCUAGUACGACUGCACCCACUGAAGACAACUGCACCAGAGAGAGGGAGGAACUGUUGCAGCAGAAAGAUGGGACUAGUGGAUCAACAGUGGAAGCAACUACACCUUCAAAGGAAGAGGUAGAUUCUGAGUGGAAACAGCGUUUGAAGCAUUGCCAUUCAGAUCUUAUAGCUGCUCUUCGCCCAUGCUUGUUUUUGGAUCACCUUCGAGGUUCUAAUAUACUUUCUCAAGAAGAACACACAGAGCUGCAAGAAGAGGCAGUGUCUGAAACUGAUCGAUCAGACAGGCUUCUAUGUAUUCUUUCUUGUAAGGGAAAGGGAUCCUUUGAAGCAUUCUGUAAGAUUCUUUGUAAUGUGGAGAAACAAAACCAUAUUGUAAGUGAAAUUCUGAAAGUCCAAAAUCCAUCUUUACUUCCUAUUGAUGCCAACCGUCCACUUAGUGGGGAAACGAUUGGUCAAUCUGACAGCAGUGAGACACUCAAAAGGAAAAGACCCCAUGAAAGUUCUAGUGAUCCACCUUGUUCCAAAUCGUUGCGUGCUGAUGAAAGGAUUCCAAGUGCAACUUUUAUUUUUAGAAAGAUAGAUAAAGAAAAUGUCAAGAACUGGAAGGAGAGUAUUAGAGAAAUGUGUCGAAAAUGUUAUAAAAUAGCAAAAGAGAAUGUAAUGUUUUUGUACAGUUUUCCGCCAGCUGGUAAUGUGGAUCCCAAAUUCUUUGGUGACACAGUCAACAAGAUAGCUGUAAUUCACUUGGUUGGUGUAGCACCAGAUCGUGUUGAAAGGCACAGGAGCCGGUUAGUUUCUUUUGUUGCUGAUUUCAUGGACGUGAAAGAGGAUCACAUUCAUUAUAAGGGAGCAACUGGAUGCUCAUCUCUUGUUCUGUUUCAAAUGCGAAUGGAUGACUACGUUAGACUUUUUUCUGUGCUAGCAGUGGAAGAACAAUGCAUUGCACUGUAUCAAACAUUGAAAUGGAUAUUUCCAGAGUUACUUGGAGUCAAGUUUAGGCUAGGUGGUUUGCCACCAGUAGAAUUGAUCAAUUUGGGAGUGAGCAUGGAGAGAGUGUUAAUGGACAAAGGAAGUAACAUGAGAACUUUGAAAAUUAACCAGAUGACCAUGUUGUCACUGUCAGCAAUCGAUUUACAAUUUAAGUACAUGAACAAACAGAUAUGUGAUGUGUCUGACGUUGCUUAUGGCUUAACUGAUGGUCUGAGGAGAUCUAAAAUUCAGAUCAUGACAUUACAAAAAACCAUUCUAGAUGCAAAGAACGCAAGCAAACAGAACACACUAGCAUUGGACGAACUUGAGAAUGACAGAAUUGGUCAUGCAGCACAGCACAUUGUAGGAGACCAGAAUUCCAGUGCGGCAUGUUUUACAAGAAUGAAAGUGAGAAAGAUUACCAUUCCAAGAGAUUUUUAUAAAAAGCUUGAUAUGAUCAAAUGGUUGCAAGAAGAAGUAGAGACAAAGUUGUCACAGAGACGACAAUUGGCGGAGAGAACGUCAUGCUGUCAUACAUUGCUAGAUGGAUUACAAACACGAAUAGCUAAUCUCAAGUUAUCUAAGAAAAAGACUAAGACAGAUCCAAUGAUCAGUCUGCCAUCAUGGACACAGUGGAAUGUACACAUGCCUUAUGACAGUUGGUAUUCAUAUAAUAUGAUGGGAGAGCUUGAAGGCAGACUAGUGGUAGGAAGUGAUGGUGGUAAUCUGCAUGUUCUCACUUCUAAACGUGAUAAGUGGGACAAGUUUGUCAGAAAGAAUGGUGACAUCAGGAAUGUAGUGUGUCAUCAAGGUGUGUGUCUGGUGUGUAUGUAUGAUGGAGAUAAGGAUCAGUUUGUAAUUGAACAAUUCUAUUUGAAUGAAGAUGACAAAUGGCGUUUUCUCACAGUUCUACCAAACGAACUGCAGUUGGAUGGUGUAUCUGUUGCUCUUCAUGACAACUCACUGUAUGUGGUGGGUGGUGUGACUAAGUCAGAUGAGGUAGUGAAGACGGUAUGCGUAUGUGACCUUCACAGUGGUCAUUGGUCUAAGAUGGCUGACAUGCAAACAAAACGUACUGUCUGUUCUUCUGUUAUUAUAAACAACACAAUUUUUGUAGGAGGAGGAUGGACUGAUGGACCUUACCAUAGUAAUGUUGUUGAGUGUGCAGAUGUCCGUGUUAGAAAAUGGAGAACAAUCCCCCCUACAACCUCUUAUGACUGUGCAAUGACAUCAAUCAGUAACAGCCUGGUGGGGACUGGAGGAACGACACAGCAGAUGUCUGUUUCUUCUUCUUCUAAUAUUGUAGAGUUAUAUGAUGAGAGAGCUACCAAAUGGCUUCCUCUUCCACACAUGACACACAAACGGUGGGCACAUGCUGCAUUCUCAACUCAGAAUGGAGAGCUCAUCACAGCAGGAGGGGUGUGUGAACAAUAUAGAAAGUUACUAUCAAUAGAAAGUCUGAAAUGGAACUAGUAUUUCCAUUUUAUUCUAAUUUGUGUGUAUUGUUAGCAUAAACAUGUAUCAUGUUUGGCAAUAAUUGACAUCAACGAGCAAAGUUAGAGACAUUUGUAUUUAAUUAAUACAAUGAUAUGAUUAUAUCA